AUGCCACCCCUACCUAAACUCACCUUCUUCCUCUCCACCCUCCUCACCAGCACCCUCGCCUCCCCCCAAAAAUCCAGCGGCUGCGGCAUCGCAUACAAAGACCUCAGCCUCCCAGCCCAAUACCUCGAUUCCAGCGGCCAAAAUCGUAGCUACCUCAUCCAUCUCCCAUCCACCUACAACAGCGACACCGCGUACCCGCUUGUCCUGGGUUUUCAUGGCAGUCAGAGCAGUGCGAUGACGGUCCCGCUGGACACGAAGCUCAACAACGAGACGUUUUCCGGCGGUAAGAUCAUGGUAUAUCUAGAAGGGGUGGGGGGAAGUUGGGCGGGGCCAAGUUAUCAUAAUGGGAGCAGUGUAGAGGAGGAUGUGCAGUUUGUGGCGGAUGUUAUUGCGGAUGUUGAGAAGAAAGUGUGUGUUGAUGAGGCGAGGGUGUUUGGGUUUGGAAUGUCUAAUGGUGGCGGUUUCAUUGGAACACUGGCGUGCGAUGAGAAGGGGAGUUCGCUUUUUACGGGUCUGGCGGCGCACUCGGGUGCUUUCUACACGGAUGUCAAUGGGCCUGAUAAUGGGUGCGCACCGUCGAAGGAGGUACCCUUGCUGGAAAUCCAUGGUGGAGCUGACAAGGACGUUCCAUAUGCAGGCGGCAAGGGUGAAGGCGGCGAACUGCCUUCGAUCUUUAACUGGCUGAACUCAUGGGCGCUGCGCUAUAAGUGUGAGAGUAGUAGUGUGAAUAUUACGUUUGGGAGCGAGGUGCGACAUUGGUCUUGGGGUUGCGGUGGGAAAUCCGGUCUAAUCCAGCAUUACGAAGUUAUGCACCUAAGACAUGCCUGGGCUGAUACCGAACCCAAUUUCUCGCAGUCGUAUGCGGGGCAAGGACCUACGGUCAUCCAAGCGAGCAGAAUCAUCAUGGAUUUCUUCGACUCGGUGUGA
Molecule: messenger RNA, 927 nt
Organism: Bipolaris oryzae ATCC 44560
Lineage: Eukaryota; Fungi; Ascomycota; Dothideomycetes; Pleosporales; Pleosporaceae
Product: carbohydrate esterase family 1 protein
Exons: 3
Coding region: 1-927 (308 amino acids)
Molecular function (GO): feruloyl esterase activity
Source: RefSeq, a predicted model, not a curated record